AUGCUGGGCUUCGAGGUGUUGAUGGUGUGCAAGGCGCGCCAUUUGACUGUAGUGGGGUGCCAGGUGGUGCCGCUGUUGGUGGUGUGCAGCGUGAGCGCACUGCUGAUGCUGGGCUUCGAGGUGUUCGUGGUGUGCAAGGCGCGCCAUUUGACUGUAGUGGGGUGCCAGGUGGUGCCGCUGUUGGUGGUGUGCAGCGUGAGCGCGCUGCUGAUGCUGGGCUUCGAGGUGUUCGUGGUGUGCAAGGCGCGCCAGACGGCGCCCAGCCGGCGCCACCUCUUCCUGGGCCAGACGCUGCUGCUGGGGCUGCUGCUGUGCGCCGCCGUCGCCGCCGUCGCCGCCGCCACGCCCACCCCCGCCGUCUGCGCCACCAUCAGGAUGGGCGCGGGCGUGUCGUACGCGGUGGUGUUCUCGGCGCUGCUGGUGAAGUGCGUCUUCCUGAUCAGCCUGAACGGCGGCGUGUACCUGCCGGCGGCCUACCAGGCGCUGCUGCUGGCCUUCGCGGUGCUCACGCAGGUCGCCGUCGGCGUGCAGUGGCUGCUCGCGUCGCCGCCCGCCGCCGAGCUGCGCCCGCUGCCGCCGCUGCUGCACGGCGGCGGGGAGCGCUGGGUGUGGUCGUGCCGGUCGCCGUACGCGCACCUGGUGGCGUCGCUGUCGUACUGCGGCGCGCUGCUGCUGCUGGUGGCCGUGCUGGCCGUCAAGUCGCGCGCCAUCCGCGACAACUACCGCGAGGCCACGUUCAUCGGGCUGAGCGCGGGCGCCGCCGUGCUCAUCGCGGCCGCCUGGCUGCUGGCCGGCCUGCUGCUCGCCACGCCGCCCCAGCGCGACGCCUGCGUCGCCUUCGGCCUCGUCGCCACCGCCGCCGUCGUCUUCCUCGUCAUGUUCAUGCCCAAGGGCCGCCAGCUGGCCGCCAUGGGCCGCGACGGCCUGUACGCCGAGGACCGCGACGACCGCCUCAGCUCGCUCAGCAGGGCCGCCUCGCCCUCCUUCUUCCACUUCACGCCCGCGCACCACCCACAGCCGCCGCCGCCGCCGCCGCCGCACAAGGCGCCCGUGCCGCCCGGACUCACAGAUCAGGUGGCCGUGGUGGGGCAGGUGCCGAGCUACGCGCGGAUGCUGCACUACUACCCGUACUGCUACUACCCGCGCUACGCCUGCCCUUGCACGCCCGCCCCCGCGCCGGCGCCGGCGCCUCUCCCCAAUUCCGGCGACCAGUACCACGCCGGCGCCGCCCCGCGCUGGAAGAGCGGGCUGUACCUGAAGCCGGACGACAGCAACCUGUACACGACGGUCGAGCCGACGCUCUCCAGCAACCCCAACGUGUUCUUCCAGCGCAGCGGGCUCCACCCUGGCCUCAUCUACUAACACAAGUGCAGAUUACGGCCCGUCGCAGCUGCCAGUCAUACGAAAGGACUCGCGGACUGAAACUACUGAUUUCCUACUGUAUACCGUCCCUGAAACUUGGCCAGUCCUUUACAAAGAAGCUUUGUCACCCAGAAUUAGGUU
Molecule: messenger RNA, 1503 nt
Organism: Schistocerca americana (American grasshopper)
Lineage: Eukaryota; Metazoa; Arthropoda; Insecta; Orthoptera; Acrididae
Exons: 8
Coding region: 1-1362 (453 amino acids)
Biological process (GO): regulation of synaptic transmission, glutamatergic; G protein-coupled glutamate receptor signaling pathway
Cellular component (GO): membrane
Molecular function (GO): group II metabotropic glutamate receptor activity
Source: RefSeq, a predicted model, not a curated record